AUGUGGUUACCGAGAGAGCGACCCUUGCAUUGUCAUGAUUUUGGUUUCCCGAAGCACAUGAUCCGCACUCGAGUCGGGUAUACCGGAGGGACAACAAUUAGUCCGACUUAUCAUAGAUUAGGUGAUCACACAGAAACUAUUGACAUUGAAUUUGAUCCAAAUGUAACCACUUAUGAGAAACUUCUGAACCUGUUUUGGACUAAUCAUUCGCCAACUGUUUGUCACAAACGUCAGUAUAUGUCUGCCAUCUUCUACCACAACGACAACCAAAAACAAUUGGCAGAAAAGUCAGUACAAGAAACACAAAAGCUUUACUCAAAACCAAUUCAGACAAAGAUAUUACUGUUGGAUGUGUUUUACGAGGCAGAAGACUAUCAUCAGAAAUAUAUGCUAAGGAAACACAACGACCUAUUGAAAAGUCUAUCUUUAAGUGACAAACAGCUGAUCCGUUCACACAUUGCCUCCAGAAUUAAUGGUUAUUUGGGAAACUUUGGAUCAAUCAAGCAGUUUGAAGACGAGUCGAUUAAUUGGGGUCUCACUGACCACCAGAUGAACUACAUUAGAGAACAAAUAAAAAAUUAUUAG
Messenger RNA from Oppia nitens, 585 nucleotides. Its product is annotated as peptide methionine sulfoxide reductase-like. Gene Ontology annotation, molecular function: peptide-methionine (S)-S-oxide reductase activity. NCBI's taxonomy places the organism in Eukaryota, Metazoa, Arthropoda, Arachnida, Sarcoptiformes, Oppiidae. The transcript has 3 exons. The coding region runs from base 1 to 585 and encodes 194 amino acids. The record is from RefSeq and is a predicted model, not a curated record.